Molecule: messenger RNA, 1736 nt
Organism: Branchiostoma belcheri (Belcher's lancelet)
Lineage: Eukaryota; Metazoa; Chordata; Leptocardii; Amphioxiformes; Branchiostomatidae
Product: tubulin alpha-1C chain-like
Exons: 6
Coding region: 94-1446 (450 amino acids)
Biological process (GO): mitotic cell cycle; microtubule cytoskeleton organization
Cellular component (GO): cytoplasm; microtubule
Molecular function (GO): GTP binding; structural constituent of cytoskeleton
Source: RefSeq, a predicted model, not a curated record
UUGGCUGUUCCCAGACUCGGGUUGUCGUCCCGUCACGUCGCACAGAUUUUCAUCAAGUUUUUAUUCCUAGUCUCCGCUGACUUCUAAACAGCCAUGCGAGAGUGUGUGUCCUUACAUAUCGGCCAGGCUGGCGUGCAGAUCGGUAACGCGUGUUGGGAGCUGUACUGCCUGGAACACGGGAUCCAGCCGGACGGCAUGAUGCCGAGUGACACGACCCUGGGCGUAGAGAACGACUCCUUCAACACGUUCUUCAGCGAGACGGGAGGGGGAAAACACGUGCCCAGGGCUGUGUUCGUCGACUUGGAGCCGACUGUGAUCGACGAGAUCCGUUCAGGAGCGUACAGACAACUGUUUCACCCCGAACAGCUCAUGUCUGGGAAGGAAGACGCCGCCAAUAACUACGCCCGGGGGCACUACACCGUCGGGAAAGAAAUCAUCGACCAAACGGUGGAUAGAGUCAGGAAAUUGACGGAGAACUGUACCGGUCUGCAGGGUUUCCUCAUCCACCACAGCUUCGGCGGCGGCACCGGGUCAGGGUUCACCGCGCUCCUCAUGGAGAGACUCUCCGUGGAGUACGGAAAGAAGUCGAAACUACAGUUUUCCAUCUAUCCUGCGCCACAGGUGUCUACAGCAGUGGUUGAGCCGUAUAACUCCAUCCUGUCCACCCACACCACCCUGGAGCACUCCGACUGCUCCUUCAUGGUGGACAACGAAGCGCUGUACGACAUCUGCCGGAGAAACCUGGACGUGGAGCGCCCGACCUACACCAACCUCAACCGCAUCAUCGGGCAGGUGGUGUCGUCCAUCACCGCCUCCUUGCGGUUUGACGGCGCACUGAACGUGGAUCUGACGGAGUUCCAGACGAACCUGGUGCCGUACCCGCGCAUCCACUUCCCGCUGGCCACGUACGCGCCCAUCAUCUCGGCAGAGCGCGCGUACCACGAGCAGCUGCAGGUCGGUGAGAUCACAGCCUCCUGCUUCGAACCGGGCAACCAGAUGGUCAAGUGCGACCCUCGGCACGGGAAGUACAUGGCGUGUUGUCUGUUGUACCGAGGUGACGUCGUGCCGAAGAACGUGAACGCCGCCAUUGCAAACAUCAAGACCAAACGGACCAUUCAGUUCGUGGACUGGUGCCCGACUGGCUUCAAGGUUGGGAUAAACUACCAGCCUCCCACCGUGGUGCCCGGCGGUGACCUGGCUAAGGUUCAGCGUGCCGUGUGCAUGUUGAGUAACACCACCGCCAUCGCCGAGGCCUGGGCCCAGCUGGACCACAAGUUCGACCUGAUGUACGCCAAGCGCGCCUUCGUGCACUGGUACGUGGGAGAGGGGAUGGAGGAGGGGGAGUUCUCGGAGGCACGAGAAGACCUGGCCGCGCUGGAGAAGGACUAUGAAGAGGUCGGAACCGACUCCGUAGAUGAAGACGAUGACGAAGAAGAAGAAUUCUAACCGAUAACGUUCCUUUCAGCGACGCUUAAUUGCAGGCAUUUUAGAUAGCAGUAUAUGACCAUCGAGUUGGAAGAAUUUUGCACAAACUAAUAUGCAAGUUUCUCGCUCUGAUAGCUUAGUGAUCAGAAUCCUUUUUCUGUCAGGUGUUUUUAGUCAUACGUCAAUAUUCUAUUGUCCAAGUCUAUAUAAUUUGUCAUUAUUGUAUUGUCCAAGUCUAUAUUCUUAUAAUAUGUCGAUAUCAAUAUUGUAUUGUCAAGUCUACUUUCUCUGCAGGCCUCCAGUCAAAAGGA